This is a messenger RNA of Protopolystoma xenopodis, 663 nucleotides long. The record is from the annotation of a GenBank genome assembly. Lineage: Eukaryota; Metazoa; Platyhelminthes; Monogenea; Polystomatidea; Polystomatidae.
AUGACAUUGGAUUUAGAGGACAGGCGGAUCGCGCCCUUUAUAUUUGUUUAUUUAAAAAUGUGCUUCAUUGAGUAUGCAAUAUUUAUGUGCUAUGCAUGUAUGCAUAUAUUUUGUAUUAUAAUAAAGAAUUCUAGCCAGGAGAUACAAGAGUCCCUACGAGACAAUCGUAGUUUGCUGCACUUUGAUCUUAGGUUCACAGGCGUCGAUCACGAAGCUGAAUUUGCUAUACAAGCAUUAGUGGAUCGCAACCUAUCUGAUCACAGCCAGCAGACUGCAGCUUCCAGUACUCUGGCCAUGAGCACACUAGGAUCUUUGUCACAGGCUGCCCAAGAGCCUGGUUGCAUCGGAUUUUCUAAUGGCCUGGGAACAACCUCUCCUGGGCUAUCGGGUCAAGAACUGGGUCAGAUCCAGACUCCAUCAUGUGCCACCACUGCAAUAAGUGCCAUAAGGGAUGGGACAGCAUCUUCCCUGCGUCCAGGGCACUCUUCACAUCCGACAAAUGGUUCAGCUAUAUAUCCGGUGAUGGAGCGUCUCAUCGAUCAGACGCAGGGGGACACAGCACGUCUGCUUACCAAGUAUAGCCUGCCGAUAGCCCAGGCUGCCAGACAACGUUUAGCCAAACAUCUGGCACAAUGCGAAACUAUGCCAAGAGUAGGUUGCUAA